Notechis scutatus (mainland tiger snake) is the source of this 1305-nucleotide messenger RNA. RefSeq names its product cerberus 1, DAN family BMP antagonist (gene CER1). The record is from RefSeq and is a predicted model, not a curated record. Lineage: Eukaryota; Metazoa; Chordata; Lepidosauria; Squamata; Elapidae.
UCUUUGUUAGAGGCUGAGGUUAAUGAAUGUUAAUGGGUAUCUCUGAUUAGCCUUCUCCUCUUCCCCCCUCCCAUGCUCAGCAGCUGGAAAUGAGUACUUUAGGCUUCCUUUAUAAAUGCAACCAUCUUCCUACUGCCUUUUUUUUUAAGCAGAAGGGAAUUGAAGGAGAAAGACAACCGCCAAGAAUAAUGCUUUUACUAUUGUUUCAGAUACUGUUGAUUUCAUGGCUUGUAAAAGCAGAGCAAAGAGAAGAAAUGCAGCAGAAAAAUUCCAUACGUGAUAUGCUCACCAAAUAUUUAGGGGAAUUUGAAGGCAUUGUGGGGAAACCUGAGAGGCCAGUGGUAUCGUUGGCAGAAAUGAAAAUCAAACAAGACUUGCCACGAGGUCCUCGUUUUUUGUUCCCAGAUACAGUUAAGGAAGAAGUGGCUGAUGAUUUGGGAGGUUGGGCUUCUGCAAACAUAACCCCAUCCUCUAUGUAUCCAAAACAUCCACCUUCUCACCCACAGAACAAGAGAGAUGCAGCAGCAGCCUUCAGAAAAGAUGCCAAAAAAUUCUGGGACCUUUUCAAAUUGAAGACCAAGUCAAGAUCUGAAGAGGUGAUCCUUCCAAUCAAGAUAUCUGAGAUUUACCAGGAGGUUUGCAACAAGCUUCCUUUUUCUCAGAGCAUUACACAUGAAAAUUGUGACAAAGUGGUGAUACAAAACAACCUGUGCUUUGGGAAAUGUAGUUCUUUCCACGUUCCUGGUGUUGAUGAUAGCAUUUAUAGCUUCUGCUCCCUCUGCUUGCCUACCAAAUUCUCCAUGAAGCAUCUGAAGAUGAACUGUACCAUGGUUAAUCCAGUAAAUAAGAUGGUUAUGAUCGUUGAAGAAUGCAAGUGUGAAGUUCAGAAUAUGGAAGAAAUGGGACCAGGGUUUCUACACACAGCUCUGCAUUCGAAUGAGCCUUAGCACAAAUGAACCUGUUGAAAUGACUUGAUUUUUCAAAUGAAUCUGUAGUUGCUAAGGGCCAAGAAUACUUGAUAAAUCUUUUUUUAUAAUAGUUUGCAUCUGCCUUGGUAGCUCUGGUUAGCUUAUAUGAAACAGUACACUCCAAACAUAAUUGAAGCUUGAUACAUUCAUUAGCAACAAUAAUUUUAAUUGUCUUCAUACAUCUUUUUAGGGGUAUAUUUGAGUAUGUUUUAUGUACAUUUUUAGAAUAAAAGUAUGAUUCUGAUAAAUGUGGAAACAAGACACUAAUAGUAAACCUAUUGGAGUGAACAUUUAGUAGCAAAGCAAAGCAAAGCUUUUUCCUUCUGCACCAUACCAG